ACCGCCGUCAUCCGCGGCUCCCCCUACAAACACCGUGUCUCAUCCACGAGAAAUUAUAGUGUGUGUAUAAUUUACUCCGUAUAUACUAGCCGCACCAUCUUCUUCUUGGUCCCCUGCGCGACAAACCUGCCGGAGAAGGAAGGCCAUGUCCGCGGACUAAAGACUUCGCCGGAGUAUUUGCCGGACCAAUUUCCUUCGCCAAUCAAUUGAGUUUUUGAAGGUGGCCGAUCCGAUUGCAGUCAUGUUGAUUAGCCGGAUUCCCCACAUUUGCCUCCAGCCGCUGGCUUCCACUGCAAUUAUAAAAUAUAUCACUUCAGCCACUAUUUAUACUGAUGCUUCCAAUCACGAAGAUGAUCCCUUUAAGACACACCCGGGCUACCACCACCUUUCCACCAUCAAAUCCAAGGGAGAACUACUCCGAUCUUUCUCUGUCACUCCACCAAUCCUACCCUGGCCUCGGAACCUCACCCAUAAACGUCUCAUUUCUCUUAUAUCUCAACAACAUGACCCGAACUUGGCACUCCGUAUCUUUCACCAUGCCGGUAAAUACCACCCCGGGUUUUCCCAUAAUUACGAAACCUUCCACCAAAUCAUCCGCAAACUCUGUCGAGCCCGUGCCUUCACUUCCGUGGAGACCGUUUUAGCUGAAUUACAGCAAAGUGAAAUCAGUUGUCCUGAAGAACUGUUUGUCACCAUCAUUCGGAACUAUGGCGUUGCAAGCAAACCGAAACAUGCCAUUAAGGUUUUCUUGAAAAUAAAAAACUUUGGAACCGAAAGGACAGUGAAGUCUUUUAAUGCAUUGCUGAAUGCUUUGGUUAACAACAAAGAGUAUGAUUUGGUCCACAUCCUGUUUAAGAAUUGUAGAAAGAAGUUGGACAUUGUACCGAAUUUAGUGACAUGUAAUAUCUUGUUGAAGGCUUUGUGUAAGAAACGUGAUAUUGAUGCUGCAAUUUCAAUUCUUGAUGAAAUGCCUGCAAUGGGAAUAGUUCCAAAUGUUGUUAGCUACACAACCAUUCUAGGUGGGUAUGUGCUUAGAGGCGAUAUGGCGGGUGCAGAGAGAAUGCUUAACGAGACCCUUUAUAAAGGAUUGCUCCCCGAUGCCACUACAUAUACCAUUUUGAUGGAUGGAUUUGUCAAGAAAGGGCAGUUGAUGAAUGCCAUCAAGGUGAUGGAUGAGAUGGAGGGCAAUGGUGUCAAACCAAAUUAUGUAACUUAUGCAGUGAUGAUUGAUGCAUUGUGUGCAGGGAAGAAGCCAGGUGAAGCGGUCAGCUUGCUCAAUGACAUGCUCAAGAACAGGUAUCUACCCAGCGAAACACUCUGUUGUCGUGUCAUAGAUGCUAUGUGCGAAGCAGGGAAGAUCCAAGAGGCGUGCAAUCUCUGGAACAAGUUGCUGAUAAAGAAUUGCACCCGAGACGAUGCAAUAUCAAGCACACUCAUACACUAUCUAUGCAAGGACGGAAAACUUUGGGAUGCCAAGAAAUGGUUUGAUCGGCUCAAGAGGUGCUCGACUCCCAGUGCCUUGAUGUAUAACACACUGAUUGCCGGGAUGUGCGAGAACGGAGAGAUUUUUGAAGCCGGGAGGCUAUGGGAUGACAUGGUGGACAAGGGAUGCGCGCCGAAUGCGUUUACAUAUGAGAUGUUGAUCAAGGGUUUUUGCAAAGUUGGUAAUCCGAAAGAGGGAAUCAGAGUUCUACAGGAGAUGAUAGAUAGCGGUUGUUCACCAAACAAAACUACCAUCACUGCACUAGUCCAAGCGCUCUGUGACUCAAAAUCUGAAGAGGAGAAGUUAUUGAGGUGCUUUUCGGGGUUGCUUCCAGAGGACUAACAACAACAACAAACCCAGUAGAAUCCAAUGAGUAUAAAUGGGACCAUUAAGUAGUCUUCUUCAGCCAUUCUCUGGUUUUUAUGCUUUGUGAACCAGGCUUUAGAGUAUAAAUGGGACCAUCAAGUAUUUGCAAGAACCUCUGGCUGGCAAAUAACAGAAGAUUGCGUGAUCUAGAGAGCAUUGAAAGCUGAGCAAAUAAAAGGAUGACAGAUGAUGAUGAGCCUCUUGAAUCUGCUCCUGAUGUUAUUAACCGGUGCAGGGAAUAUGCUGAGGAGUAUGAAAAUGAGAGUGAAGAUGAAGAGGCAGUUCUUUUUGAGGAAAGCAGCAGUGAAUCUGAAAUAUGGGACUGUGAGACAGUUAGUUUCUACAUAUUCCAAUCUGGACAAUCAUCCUGGGAAAAUUGAAGUUCCAGGUGCAUAGAGAAAAAAGUAGUGAUAGCUGGAGAUUUUAUUGAUAUAUAUUUGGAGAGUUUGUACAUAAUACAUAAAUUUGUCUCAAGGCUUGUUGAGGAAGAUGAGAAAUCCUUCCUCUUCACAACAGGCAUGAAUUAUGGCUUUCCCAAAAUGUCAAAAUUGAACCUCCAAUUUCUCUAAAGUUGGAGGAAAAGUAUCUUUUUCCUUUUG
Molecule: messenger RNA, 2448 nt
Organism: Cuscuta campestris
Lineage: Eukaryota; Viridiplantae; Streptophyta; Magnoliopsida; Solanales; Convolvulaceae
Source: the annotation of a GenBank genome assembly